Messenger RNA from Galeopterus variegatus (Sunda flying lemur), 1116 nucleotides. RefSeq lists its product as uncharacterized. NCBI's taxonomy places the organism in Eukaryota, Metazoa, Chordata, Mammalia, Dermoptera, Cynocephalidae. The record is from RefSeq and is a predicted model, not a curated record. Gene Ontology annotation, biological process: mitochondrial electron transport, cytochrome c to oxygen. The transcript has 4 exons. Bases 1 to 1116 code for a protein of 371 amino acids.
AUGCGGGCAAUUCUUUACGGUUCGCCCUGUAUUAGGCUCACUGUGGGAAGGACAGGACCUUCUCGGUACACGGGUAUCCCGGCGGCGCCCAUCUCACCCCUUCCGCGGGAGGGGACGCCUGUCCUGGCCUCUCGGCUAUGGUCAGGGGCCCCUACUGGAGUGAGCCGGUUGGGCGGGGGUGUCGAAGUGGAAGUAACGCGGAAAUGGGGGCGGGUCUGCGUCCUCGGGGCCCAUCAGGCGCCGCAGGGGUCGGGGAGGGGAACAGGGGCGUGGAGAGGGUCCUACGGCGCACGCCGGGCGGAAAGGACGGCCCCAGAUGGGGAGCUGACGCCUGCCCCGGGGAGGCGACGGGAGAAGGGCGUCAGUUACCUGCGGCAGGAUCUGGAUCGGGCUCGGGCUCGGGCUCGGGCUCAGGUUCGGACUCUCCCAGGUCCAGUCCGGCUGCCCGCCCGGGGCACGCCGCAGACCCCGCCUCCGCGCAGCCCGAGGCUCCGCGACCAAUUACGCUCGGCCCGCCGGGGGCGCCACCGCGGCCGGGCUCCUCCCUCCAGGCGGGGCUUCUGCGGGGCCCGGCGCCCCACCUUUCCCGCCCCAGCCCCUCUCCCGGGUUGCUUCCUGGCUGAGCGGCUGCAGCUCCUUGACUCCAGCUCCCUGCUCUUUGAAUCAUGGCUGCAGGAGGGCUUCUUCAGCAAAAUUGCUCCAGUUGUGCCCUCAGAUAGUAACAAGGCUGGCCAGAGGGGCUCACCCCAGCCUGGACCAGCUACGAGCCCUUUCACAGCCAUUAUCCAGCUCUUUACCUCCUCUUCUCACAAGAUUCCUGUGGUCAAGGCAGAGCAGGUGACAGCUACCCUCAUCACACUGCUAAGAUUCUUGAUAUUUCCAUUGGCCCAAAAUGCACUAAGUCAUCCCCAAAUUCGAAGCAUUCAGCAAACAAUGGCAAGGCAGAGCCACCAGAAAUGUACACCUGAUUUCCAUGACAAAUAUGGUGACACUGUAUUAGCUAGUGGAGCCACUUUCUGUAUUGCUGUGUGGACAUAUACAGCAACACACAUUGGAAUGCAAUGGAACCUGUCCCCUGCUGGCAGAGUCAUCCCAAAGGAUUUGAGAGACCAGUAA